Molecule: messenger RNA, 1719 nt
Organism: Trichomycterus rosablanca
Lineage: Eukaryota; Metazoa; Chordata; Actinopteri; Siluriformes; Trichomycteridae
Gene: septin2
Product: septin 2
Exons: 13
Coding region: 73-1182 (369 amino acids)
Biological process (GO): regulation of exocytosis; cilium assembly; cell division
Cellular component (GO): synaptic vesicle; cell division site; microtubule cytoskeleton
Molecular function (GO): molecular adaptor activity; GTP binding; GTPase activity
Source: RefSeq, a predicted model, not a curated record
GGAAUUUGCAGUUUCCUCACAGUUCGGUUUGUUCUCACCGCCGGAGAAAAAAGGUUUGGAUCGCGGAUCAUCAUGUCUCAGGCUGAUAAACUGAAGGGGCAGUUCACCAAUCCAGAGACGCCUGGGUACGUGGGCUUCGCCAACCUGCCCAACCAGGUCCACCGUAAAUCAGUGAAGAAGGGCUUCGAGUUCACGCUCAUGGUCGUCGGUGAAUCCGGUUUGGGGAAGUCCACUCUGAUCAACAGCCUCUUUCUCACUGACCUCUAUCCAGAGAGGGUCAUCCCCGGAGCUGCAGAGAAGAUCGAGCGUACGGUGCAGAUCGAGGCCUCCACCGUGGAGAUCGAGGAACGUGGAGUCAAGCUCCGUCUCACUGUAGUGGACACGCCCGGAUACGGAGACGCCAUCAACAGCCAGGACUGCUUUGACACCAUCAUCGCGUACAUCGAUGACCAGUUUGAGCGUUACCUGCACGACGAGAGCGGCCUGAACCGCCGGCACAUCGUGGAUAACCGCGUCCACUGCUGCUUCUACUUCAUCUCUCCUCUCGGCCAUGGGCUGAAACCGCUGGACGUUCAGUUCAUGAAGGCCAUUCACAACAAAGUGAACGUCGUUCCUGUGAUUGCUAAGGCUGAUACGCUCACGCUGAAGGAGCGCGAGAGGCUGAAACGCAGGAUUCUAGACGAGAUCGAUGAGCACGGCAUUAAGAUCUACCACCUGCCAGACGCCGAGUCGGACGAGGACGAGGAGUUCAAGGAGCAGACGAGGAUUCUGAAGACCAGUGUCCCGUUUGCAGUGGUGGGCUCCAACCAGCAGAUUGAGGCUAAAGGGAAGAAGGUGCGUGGGCGUCUUUACCCCUGGGGCGUGGUGGAGGUGGAGAACCCCGAACACAACGACUUCCUUAAACUGCGCACCAUGCUCAUCACCCACAUGCAGGAUCUACAGGAAGUGACCCAGGAUCUGCACUACGAGAACUUCCGCUCAGAGCGCCUCAAACGGGGCGGCAGGUUGUCUUCCCAUGGUUACGUUCUGCCUCUGUCGCCUGCAAAUGGUCCGGAGCCUGAGGAACUUGACAAAGACAUAAUCCUCCAGGAGAAGGAGGCAGAGUUGAGGAGGAUGCAGGAGAUGAUAAUGAAGAUGCAGAAGCAGAUGCAGAAGCAGGGUGACGGAGAUGGAGACGUCUGAGCGGCUUGGUGCAGAGCUGCUGACUGAACACCAGACGUGGAGAGAGAGGAAAGAGAAGAGACGAGAUUCUGGUGCAGGUCUCACUACGCCACUCCUUUAGUUUUUCUACUUGUUUGGGAUAUAAGUUGUGUUUCCUCUUGUAAGCAGUAUUAUUAUUAUCUUUAGUUAUUUUUGUAUUCAUGUUAAGACUCGUGUGCUGAUAUGAAGUGAUAAUAAUGGGAGGAUAAACAGAAUUAACGCUUUUUAAAUAUGAAGAGAUUUUAAGUGUCCGUGAUAUUAUUGUACGUUUUGAAUUUUGCUUCUCACGCCGCCAUCCAGACUCCAGUUCCUGUCACCGUUUGUACCAGAUUCUCGCCCCGUGUAACCGAGCUGAGUCCUGAUGAACCUGUGUAGUCGUUUGUGCUCUUUGAGGAACGGUUCGGCCCCGAAUUUUAGCACCAUGCCAACUGUGAAAUGAGGGGAUUGUGCCAAACACCGUAGCAUUGGUUAGAAAAAGCAUGAUUUUUUAAAAACAAUAAAAGUUAUUCGUUUUAAAUA